UUAGCCAAUGUGUGGAGGACGUGUGAAGACUUCGGCUUAAAAAAAAGCAAAAAAAAAGCGACAUGUGCGUUUGGAAAAUUCCGGUGUGGUUUUGCAAUGAAACUGUCACACAGUCAGAGUCAGAGAGAGGAAGAGACAGAGAGGUGGAGGGAGGGGAAGGGCCGCACAAAUGUCAAACUACUUCACUUGACGCAAGAUGGAUCCUCUCUCUCUCUCUCUCUCUCUUUGAUUCAUUACAUACAACGUGUUGAUAGUAUUUUUUAAUUAGCCAGUGUUCUGUAGUGUUUCACAGCUCUCUCCUGACACACAAUGGACUCUAACAUUAUGGAGAUAAUAGAGGAAUUCAUGGAGAGUGCGUUGGCGCAAUGGGUUCAGCUGUUUGAGAAGAUGGUGGAGAGGGAGGACGGCGUCCCGCUCUACAGCCAGUACAUGGAAGUAAACUCAAUUACCCAGAGUACCCGGGAUCGUUACAUGAGGCUGACCAAUGGGAUUUUCCUCAAUGAGAUCAUGAGGGUCAUAGACCCGAACCCCAAGGUGGAGCGGCUGUACGACAGCGAGAACGAUGAUCACAUGCUGAGAGUCCAGAACUUUUCUAUUUUAAAUCGUCACAUCAGAGCCUACUACCAGGAAGACCUGCAGCAGUUGAUACUGAUGCCUCUCCCAAACGUUGCCAUUCUGGGGCAGGACCCCGUAACAGAGGCCGCCGUGGAAGAGCUCAGGCGACUGCUGCUGCUCUUACUAGGAUGUGCUGUGCAGUGUGAGGAGAAGGAGACGUUCAUCCAGCAGAUCCAGUCUCUGGACAUUGAGACCCAGGCAGCCAUUGCCAGCUGUAUCCAGCAGGUGACUCAGGAUCCUCGCACGGUGCUGCCGCUGAGGUGGGAGGAGCUGGUGGAGGUUGAAGGUGCUGACUUAGAGGUGGCGUUCUGCUCCAUGGCCAAACAGAUCCAAAGCCUGCUGACACAGAGAGACACACACCUGGAGAGGAUAGCAGAGCUGUGUCGGGAGCGGGAGGCCCAGUCUGACUCAACCACGGCGCCCCUGGGUGGUCACAGCGAGGAGCCACCCCAAGGUCUGGCACUCCAGCUGGCAGACAGCAAGGCCAAACUCCGCCGCCUCAAACAACAACUGGAAGAUAAAGGUGAUCAGAUAUUAGAUUACAACCUGGAGAUUCAAACCAUGGAGGACCAACUCAAGAAACUUCAGAAAGAGAACCGCUCUCUGCAGGGUGAGGUGAGGGGCAUGCGUGCACUGCGGGAUGAGCUGGACUGCGCCCGAGAGCGAGCCGCACGGGCCGAGCAGCUCCAGACUGAGCUUCAGAGCUGUAAACACAGACUGCGCAGCCUGGAGCUCACACGCACUCAGCUGAAGGAGCAGCAGCAUCUGUGUGCAUCGCUGCAGGAAACCAAAGUUCUUCUGGAACAACAGCUGGCCAACGCACGAGCGCGCUGCUCCUCGCUACGGGAGCUGGAGAGGGACAAUCUUUUGCUGCGUCAGAGAAUCGUACACGUGGAAGCGGAGCGGGACACUGAGAAGCAGCGAGUUGAUGAGCUGCUGGAGAUGAACAUGAGCCUGGAGGCGGACCUGAAGCACAGCGGUGGCGGCGUUCCCGGUCCGGUCAAUGCAGUUCACCAACGUUUCCUCCAAUCACAACUGGACUCUGACGAGGAGCUGAGCGACCUGAUUGAUGAGAAGCCGCUGAGCGUGGAGGUGGGCGAGGCUUCGACGCUGAUGCUGCUGGGAGCGGAGCAGGAGAACGCGGAGCUGAGGAGACGACUGGAGGAGCUGCAGGCCCAGCAGGAGGCUGAUUCUCCAGAUGCAAAGGAUGAGCUGGCUCACCUGGAGACGGAGCAUCAGAAGACACUCAGAGAGUUUCAAAACUUGAAGAAUGAAAAUGCCACUUUGAAGCAACGCCUUGAACAGCUGGUGACAAAACUGCAACACGUAGAAGACAAGAGGAAGAGGGAAGGAGUGAAGACGGCAGACAGAAAGGAGGAGGUGGAGGUGGAGAGAGGAGUCCAGGGCUCUGAGUCCUGCAGAGGAGAGGGGGAAGGAACGGUGAGGAUGGUGGGGGUGAGGGAGAGAAGAGGAGAAACCAUUGGGACCCAGAGGGAAGCAGGAGUUGGGGAAGAGAUUCUGCAUGUUGAAGGGGGAAAAGGAGAACCAUGCGAUGAGGAGUCCAAGAGGAGAGGAGAGGCAGAGGGAGGACAGAAAGACAAAGAGAAAAAGGAGAUAGAAAGACAAAUAACUGCAGCAACAACAACAACCUCAGAGAUCCAAGAUCACCCCAAAAGUGUAGAAGCUGACACAGAGAUGACAGCUGCAGACCAGGCUGUUUGUUCCCUGUCUGGUCCUGAUGUGGAGCUUCUGACAAACCGGCUCCAGGAGGCCCAGGAGGAGGCUGACAGGCAGGCGACGGUGGCCCAGGACCUGCGCUCCAAGCUGGGAGAGCAGAGCAGGAAAACCUGGGAGGCCGAGCAGAGGAUGGUGGUCCUGGAGGCCGAGCUGCAGCUUCUGAAGAAAGCUGCUGAAAGUCUGGGAGAAGCCCGCCGGCAGAUAGAGGUUCUUCAGUCGGACGGUUUGGUUAUGGAGGAGGAGCUGUGCCGCCUGCGGAGCCAAGCGGAGCUUCACAGGAUGCAGACCACGGUCAUCGCCACCCUGGAGGGCGAGCGGGCCGCUCUGGAGAGAGACAGGGACACGCUGCGCAGCACCGUGGACGCCCUGCGCAGCGCCCAGCGCAAGAGUGACCAGUUAGAGCUCACCGCUCAGACUCUCAGGGCAGAGGUGGAACGACAUGGUCGGAGUUUGGAGACGUCUCGUCGUCGGGAGGAGGAGCUGGAUGCAGAGCUCCGCGAGGCCACCGUGGAGGCCGAAUCUCUGGCCCGGGCGCGAGACCAGGCGCUGAUAGAGUCGUCGAGGCUGGAGCAGGAGAAGGAGGUGUGCCAGUCGGAGCUGGACGGCCAGCGGAAAGAGGGGAGGCAGCGAGAGAGGGAGGCGGCGAGGCUGAGGCAGCAGCUGGAGAGCACGACCUUGGCCCUGGAGCACAGCAACCAGAGAGCUCGGGCUCUGGACGCCGAACACAGACGUGUGUGUCAGCAGCUGUCUGAAUCCAAGGAGCUCUGCACUCGGCUGCAGGACCUGGAGAAGGAGUUCAGCACUCGAUUAACCAGCAUGGAGGAGGGUAAACAGCAGCUGCAGGAGCAGUACGCAGAUGCUCAGGCCAAGAUUAAUUCACUGUCCCAGGACCUAUCCAAUGAGCAGGCUUGUUCCCAGAAACUGUCCACUGAAGUCCAACGUCUGAGCCAGAAACUACAAAAAGCCGAAGCCGAACUAAAGACGACCACCAAUUCUCUCAACAAAUCACAGGAGAGAAUAGAGUCGCUCUCCCAGCACCUUAAGAAAAGUGAAUCCCUCCUCCAGUUGGAAAAGAGAAGAGGAAGUGCGGAGGUGGACGCUACGUCUAAUUCAAAUUCAGACUCCUCAAACAAGAUGCACAUUUCUCAGACACACACCCAGGAGACGACACAUCUGGAUCGAUCCCCUGCAGCUGGCAAAGGUCGUGACCUUUCAGUGACCCAUGAUUAUGCUACAGAAGAGAUGGACAGGCAGCUGAGUGAGAGGCUGAUAGAGCUGGAAAGAGAGAAAGCAGUGGCGGUUACAAGACAGGAGGCUUUGCUGUCGCGGCUGUCUCAGUCCCAGGAGGCGUGUGAGCACCUGAAGGAGCAGCUGGAGUCUCUGCGUCGGCACUCCCUCAGCCUGCAGGACUCCUGCACCCAACUACAGACACUCAACACCCAGCUACAGGUGGAGCAAGCAUCCCAGAGCUCCCAGCAUGCAGCAGUGCUGGCGCGCUGCAGUGAGAGCGAGGCCCGGUGUGCGGCUCUGGAGGCCGAGUCCAAGGUGUGGGCGCGGGAGCGCGAGGAGUCGGUGGCCAGGAUGGAGGCUCUGAGGCGGGACCACGACCGGAUGACCGCUCUGCAGCAGCGGCAGGAGGUGGAGCUGGAGGAGCUGCUGGAUAAACACUCUCAGCUGAGGAGCAACAACCGCAGCCUGGAGGCCCAGCACAGGGAGUUGGAGGCCAGGUACAAGGAGCUCCUGGACGGUAAAACCCAGCUGGAGGAGAGAGAGCGGGAGAUGAAGACGGAGAGAGAGGAGAUGGAAGCAGAGGCCCAGAGGAGACUCGAGAGAGAACGAGAGCUGGAGAGGCUGAAAGAAGACAACGAGAGGCUGCAGGCCCAGCAGAAGGAGGGGUUGGCGUCACAGGCGGAGCUGCUGGCUCAGGGCUCGGGUCUGAGGGCCGAGCUGAGCGGCUCCCAGCUGGAGCGGACGCGACUGGAGGGGGAACUCAGCGGCCUGAGGGAAACCAACCAGAGCCUGGACAUCAGCAGCGCCCGCCUCACCAGCCAGUAUCAGCUGUUGACCCAGCUGAAGGGGAACAUGGAGGAGGAGAACCGACAUCUAGCGGAGCAGAACCAGAGCCUGCUGAAGGAGAACCGGUCCUUACUGGAGCAGAGCCUGGAGCGCCGUGACCAGCACCACUCACAGCAGAGGGAGCACCAGGAGAAGCUGAGCGAGCUCCGUCGGGAGAAGCAGAAAUUGGUGGAGAAGAUUAUGGAUCAGUAUAGAGUCCUCGAGCCCAGCAUGCUACCUCCAGCCAGCAAAGCCAAGAAAUCUAACUGGAUUGCGGACAGGAUGAAGAAGCUAAUCAAACCCCGGGGAGGAGGAAGAGAGGGACGCGCCCUCUUCACCGCCCUGGGCAGUGUGGAAAACCUGGCCGACAGCACUGAAUUUACAUCAGACACGCACACCCCUCACCCUGACCCCCGCAGUGCUCCAGUCUCUCCCUCUCCCAUGAGAAAAGCUCCGUCCCAGACAGAGCCGGACAUCUCGGCUCCCGGGACACCAGCCAUGCGCACCGGCUCCGGGGGCCGCCGUAAGCUGGGAUCCCGUCACGGCUGGGGGCUCGGCUUGUCCAGAGGCCCUGGAGUCUCCCAAUCCUUCAGUCCUGGUGACCAAAAAACACCGCCCCGCCUGCGGCUGCGCUCCAGCCAGAACACGUCCAGUGUCCUCUGGGAGGGACAGAAAGGCGAAACAAACACACCCCAGGCAGCAGACGCACCGCUGAGCAGUCAGGAGAGUGUCGAGGAGGAUGAAGGCAGAGACAAUCAACACUCCAGUGACGACACCACAACGACCUGAGACACAACUACAGUCAACUCUCAGUUCAAAAACGCUUUGUAUCAUGUGCUCCUGGCAAAAUGUUUUAAUACAGCUUUUUAUAUGUCUGACAAUAUUAAAUAUGAGAACCUUCUAGUAUUUUUAAAUGGAUGAAUAAAUCCUUCUGUCAAUUGUAAAGUGUUGCUGUGGUGUGAAGGAAUUAACCAACUCACUAGUAAUACACUGUAUAUAUAAAACACAAGACAAGUCAGAAAUUAAACUGAAUACAUCACUUAAUAUUAUUUUUCCCUUACCACAAAUCAGCUGAUAAAUUACAUUAAAAAUAUAUUUAUCUU
Sebastes umbrosus (honeycomb rockfish) is the source of this 5510-nucleotide messenger RNA. RefSeq names its product coiled-coil domain containing 88B (gene ccdc88b). Gene Ontology annotation, cellular component: centrosome; cytoplasm. The record is from RefSeq and is a predicted model, not a curated record. NCBI's taxonomy places the organism in Eukaryota, Metazoa, Chordata, Actinopteri, Perciformes, Sebastidae. Gene Ontology annotation, biological process: cytoplasmic microtubule organization; cytoskeleton-dependent intracellular transport. The coding region runs from base 310 to 5196 and encodes 1628 amino acids. The transcript has 28 exons. Gene Ontology annotation, molecular function: microtubule binding; dynein light intermediate chain binding.